Molecule: messenger RNA, 2297 nt
Organism: Xiphias gladius (swordfish)
Lineage: Eukaryota; Metazoa; Chordata; Actinopteri; Istiophoriformes; Xiphiidae
Product: E3 ubiquitin-protein ligase NHLRC1-like
Exons: 2
Coding region: 491-1738 (415 amino acids)
Biological process (GO): protein polyubiquitination; negative regulation of translation; proteasome-mediated ubiquitin-dependent protein catabolic process
Molecular function (GO): protein binding; translation repressor activity; ubiquitin protein ligase activity
Source: RefSeq, a predicted model, not a curated record
GACAUAUUGUUGAAAGUAAUUACUCAUUUAACAUUCUUUUUGUACUUGUUCUCACAUUCAUAUAAGUAGGAGGCAGUUUGUGUACUUAACAACAGGAAAUCAUGAAUGACCUUGCUCAAAGUCUGAAGAGCACCUUGCUGCAGCAAACGAGGGCCAUAUUGGCUGAUUCAAACACUGCCCGUCUCAGAUCAGAUUUCACUCCGGCUGCGCACUGCGAAACUCAGAGACUGAAAUAGCUUCAUCAUGCUGACCUAUAACAACAUGUAUUUAAAGGUACAGUUGAAAAAGACAGCAGUAAAUGUCAUAUAGCCCAAAACAUGAACAGCAGUAGCAGAGCUUGAGCUAGAAAUUCAGUGUCUGCUGAAAGAAAAACCCUUGAACUACCAGCAUGCAUCACCCCACAUCUUUCCUUUUUAGUUUCCUGAACUUCUGUCUGUCUGCAUCAGCUGACAGUCACUGUUUGCUUUAAGAACAUCAGGAUAUUUCAGUCAUGGCAAUGAGUCUUCGUCCACGAAGUUGUGGGAGCCUGAGUCCUGAGGGGAUUCUGAGAGAGAUCCAGAUCAAUUUGCUGGAGUGUAAAGUCUGCUUCGAGAAGUUCUGCACUCAGCAGAGGGAGCGCAGACCACAGAACCUUUCCUGUGGCCAUGUACUCUGUCUGGAAUGCAUCACAGCUCUGUCCCACCCUCUCCUGAGGAAGCUGGAGUGCCCGUUCUGUCGACAGCUGUGCAGCGUUGACAGCACCUCCCACUGCCAGGUUCUUAGUGACCUCCAGGAGCUGCUGUUGUCCCGGAGUCCCACAUCCUCUGCUCCUCCUCACAGGGGGGCAAAAGGAGGCUUUAGUUUGGCUGCAGGUCUGAUAUCCACAGCUCUGCACCUCAACACAGCUUUUGGCGGUUGGGGGAGUCUGAUCAACCCCACUGGGAUAGCUGUUUUAGGGUCCUCAGGGGCAAUAGUGGUGGUGCAUGAUGGAGAGAAGAGCGUGGUGGUGUUCAGUCCACAGGGCAGGAAGCUGCACAGUUUUGGGCGAAGAGGAAAAGCCAGUAGAGAGAUCUGUUACCCAGUGGAUGUGGUGGUGACUCCCUGUGGAUACGUGGUGGUGACUGAUGCAGGGGAUAAAGCUGUGAAGGUUUUCACCUCCAGAGGGAACCACGUGUUGACGGUCAAGGAUUCCUUCCAGAUGCCCUGGGGUGUGGACACAAACAGCUGUGGGCACCUCCUCGUCUCAGACGUCCAGGCUGGCACACUGUUUCAUAUAAAGGUGGACUAUAGUCAUGGUGUUACUCUGGAGCAUCAUAUAUCCAUUUCUGACCUCCAGCAACCAAAAGCAGUGGCCUGCUGUCGAGUGACCGGGAACACUGCAGUGAUGGAGCACUUAACUGCUGACACACAUCCACCAGAGAGGCAGCACCACACAAGGCUGAAAGUGUUUACCAAAGACUUCCACAUCCUUUAUCAGACAGACAGUUUCAGCCUGAGCCUGCAGUCCACAGUGAGGCUGAACAUGUCCGGUGUGGCAUUUGACAGAAAUGGAGAUGUGGUUGUGACAGACUCUAAACAGGGGAUGAUUUGGAUUUUAGGGAAAUUCCAGGAUGGCCCGGUCCUGACUCCUCUUGUCGGGGACCACCUUAUCCGCCCAGUUGGACUGGUGUCACUGAACAACAUGCUCAUCAUUCUUGACAGUGGAGAACAUGCAGUAAAGAUUUAUUCUGCUAAAUCUGGUACAGCACCCAUGAUAUAGCUCAUGUACGAACAGGCCUGGAGUAGCCUAUGUCUAAUGUAGCUUAUCAUAUUUUAACGUGACGAGGUGACCUGGCAAUAGUAUUUAUAAAUAUAAGUAACGUUUUACAUUGAAAAAGAAAAAUGUGAAUAUAAAGAGUGCUAUUGCCUACUGUAUACUUUGUAGUAUUGGUUGUGCAAACAUGUCAAACUAUUAUUUCUGUCUUGUUAUUAUUGUCCCAGCUUUUGAAAAUGAAUUACAUUACUUAUGAAUACAUAACACAGUACAUUAGUUUCCCAACUAGUUGUCCCAAGAAUAAUCUGAAGGUUCACAAAAUGAUUAAAGGCAUGAGAAAACAAGACAUAUUUCUUUCAUAAAACUAUGUUUAUUUUUCUUCAUUUCUCGUUUUCUUUUAAAAUACUGGAUACUUUCAACAUUCUGGGCCAGAAAAAAACCCUUCAAAUCAAACAGUCUAAGGAAAACAAAAUAUCACUCUUGGUUGAAAUGCUCGCAAUUCAUGUUCAGAAGGCCAUAGAGCUGUGAUGAGGGGUUGAACAAGAAAAGAAAUUCAUUCAUUUUA